This is a messenger RNA of Neurospora hispaniola, 1125 nucleotides long. RefSeq names its product sphingolipid long chain base-responsive protein LSP1. NCBI's taxonomy places the organism in Eukaryota, Fungi, Ascomycota, Sordariomycetes, Sordariales, Sordariaceae. Gene Ontology annotation, molecular function: lipid binding. The coding region runs from base 1 to 1125 and encodes 374 amino acids. The record is from RefSeq and is a predicted model, not a curated record. Gene Ontology annotation, cellular component: eisosome filament; plasma membrane. Gene Ontology annotation, biological process: endocytosis; eisosome assembly. The transcript is spliced from 3 exons.
AUGCAUCGAACCUACUCUAUGCGCGCCUCCAGGGCGCCAACCGCCUCCCAGAUCCAGAACCCCCCUCCACCGCCAUCAUCCACAAAGUCGGGACGUCUCUUUGGUCGCGGCGGAAUUGGAGGGCUAGGCCAUGCUCUACGACGCAACGCCGCCGGCGCCUUUGGGCCCGAUCUCGCCAAGAAGCUCUCCCAGCUGGUCAAGAUGGAGAAGAACGUGAUGCGCAGUCUGGAAAUGGUGGCCAAGGAGCGCAUGGAGGUCGCCCAACAGUUGUCGCUCUGGGGCGAGGCCUGCGAUGAGGACGUGUCCGAUGUCACAGACAAGCUGGGCGUGUUGCUCUACGAAAUCGGCGAACUCGAGGAUCAGUACGUCGAUCGCUACGACCAGUACCGCGUCACCAUGAAGAGUAUUAGGAAUAUCGAGGCGUCGGUGCAACCCAGCAGAGACAGAAAGCAAAAAAUUACCGACCAAAUCGCCCAGCUCAAGUACAAAGAGCCCAACUCCCCGCGCAUCGUCGUUCUCGAACAGGAACUCGUCCGCGCCGAAGCCGAGUCGCUCGUCGCCGAAGCCCAGCUCUCCAACAUAACGCGUGAGAAGAUCAAGGCCGCCUACACCUACCAGUUCGACGCCCUGCGCGAGCACUGCGAAAAAGUCGCCAUCAUUGCCGGCUACGGCAAGCACCUCUUGGAACUCAUCGACGAUACCCCCGUCACCCCAGGCGAAACCCGCCCCGCUUACGACGGCUACGAAGCCUCCAAGGCCAUCAUCCAGGACUGCGAGGACUCCCUUACCAACUGGGUCACGCAAAACGCGGCCGUCUCAGCGAAGCUUUCCACUCGCUCGAGGACGCUGAGCCAGCGCAGGAGGAACAACAUCAAGGCGAGGACGGAAGGUGGCGCAGGACAGGGACAUGACUUGUCGGGCCAGGACGCCCCGCUUAACGAUCGGGACUCGUGGGUGCCGGCGAAUCAGCACAAGGAGGUGGCGGACUAUGAGGUGUCGGAGGAAGAGGAGGACGACGAUGACGAUGAGGAAGAUGAUAUUCAUGCAUCGGGCAGCCACUCCAUGCUGGACGGCGAGAGCGAACAGCAUCAGCGCGGGAGGAACACUGAGCCUGUUGCUGCCUAA